AAGCGUAGAACAGGACCAAUUGUCCGCCGGCUUUUCCCUGUUGGCAACCAUUUGCUAAGAGCACCCUAUUAUCGCUAGAAUCAUACUCAUGCCCAUUGCUAAGCGGUGCAAGUUAGUUAUAUCUUGAGGUUCUUAAUGACCAAACCCCACUAGUUGAGAUAUAGAGAAGCGUACACUGCAGCUGCUCUGACCAUGGCUGGGGAAUUCAUCGUUGAAGCGAUCCCUGUGUCAAUCAGUCAAGGAAAUGACGGUGCUCUCUAUUUGCUUGUUGAAAAGAGAGAAAUCGGCGUGCAAGACAAGAUUCGCGCCGCAGUGCUGAUUGAUAGUGAAAAUGGCGUGUUGGAAGGAGUUAAAAUGCACGAUAGCAAAUCUACGAUCGACAGGCGACCAAUUCUGUCUACGUUCGAGUGGAUUGAAAAGAGCUACAACCUAAGCCCAUACAAACGGCUAAAACUCACCUCCAUUGUCGUGACAGGAUCGAAUGAACACGGAAUUGCAAAUUUCCUCCAUGAUGCGGUGGUUCAAGCGCAUGGCCUGUCAACCCGAACCCCAAUACCCUGGCUCAAAUGGGACGAGGCUGGACGGCCGUUGACUUAUUUCUACUCCCUAGUAGGGAGCAACACAAAUAGCACUGGAUCGGAUGAUGAAAGCCGCUUUGAUUAUUCCUCUGGUACGGUGUCUAUCAAGUCGGCGUUGAGCAGGGAUUCUAAGCAGCAGUCCCGUUAUUCGUUUGCCAGACACCAUGGCACAUCAGGAAACGGACUUUUGGGUGCGAAUUUCUUAAAUAAUGCAAUACUGGAAAUCCCCGCCGAGGAUACUACGGACGUAACUCCCGCUGUGCUCCUGGUGAAGAAUCCACCUGAGAAAGGGUGGCCAGCCAUGUACUGUGUGGCCGCGGAUGGAUUCAACUUUUCAAUUACUUCUUAUUCGAACAAACCUACUACAGUGGCCAGUCAUAGCAGGAACAAAACACACGCGAUUACUGCUGUGAUGAUGUGGGACACGUCACCUCCGCGUGCAUCCCAUUAUUUUGGAGGAAACCUGGUCGAAAAUGAGAAGACAGAACUACAGGGCUGGCUUUCCCGCGACAAUGUUCACACAAUUAAAAGUGUUUACAUGUAUAACGGAACUAUGAGAUCUGCAGACGGACUUAGACUUGCUCGUGCCGUUCGAUAUCCAUCUCCACUUGCUCGGACGUGGAUUCUAAAAGGUUCAAUGCACUACUUCUACGGCGCUACUAUGGCCAAAUUUUUCCCAUCAAGCUUGCAGGACGCAGUCAUCCCAUUGCUCGAGAAGAUCCUAGUGGAAAAGCUCGAGGUGACCUAUGAGUACAAUCAACUAGGACAAGGGCAGGCGAAAGCAUCCUCAUUCGUAAUCGCCGGCAACUUGCUGGUUGGCAAGCACCGCUUGACUCUCGAUUUUACCCACGAUGGUGCAGUUUGGAACUUCGAUGCCACGAUGAAUGCCAACGAAAAUGAAGACGUGGAAUCCAACGCUGGCGAGAUGAUCCGUGGCAUAGCUGGGGACCUGGGUCUUCCGGACUUCUUAGUGAAUAUUGUGAUCCCCAAGAACGGACAAAACGAAAUCGGGUUAUCCAUAAAGCAGGAGUCAGACCUGCUGGUUCUUGUUGCCACAUGGAAAAUCGGUAACUUGACAUUCCAAUACCUUCAAUUCCGGGAAAUAGCAAAAAACGCACCUUUAAGGCGUGUUGUUCUGGCUUCUCUGGACAACUUAUCUGCGACUCCCAUUCCGAUGCUCGGGGAUAUCCCUCAGCCAUUUGAACAGAUUGUUUUCGCAUGGGUACAAUCCCUUCAGCCAAAUGCAAAGGGAUUAGUAAAAGGAGAGAUCGAGAACAUUAAUAGCCUACUCAGUAGGAUGAAGAAGCCGCAAAUCCCGUACAAGAUCCUAGACAAGAACGAAGACCAAACGUCCACCACAACAGCACUGUUAAACGGACUGCACUUCAUGGUAGUCGCGAAUACAACCCAGGCACAAUCGCAAGUGAUUCUUGACUACGCUUUCAGCCAGGCCAAAAGCGGCCAGUCAAAGUCACCACAGGACAGCGCUGAUAACCCCGGCUCGCGCAUGGUGUCCCUGCAAAAGGUCAUGGGGGUGUUCAGUAUCAAGAAUAUUGGCCUGCGGUACUCUACCGGCUUAAAUGAAAAACAAUCCAUUCUCUCGAUUCGUUUAGAUGCGUCCGUGAUGGUUGGACCGAUUGAAUUCUCCGUCCUCGGGUUAAGCAUCAACCUUGACUUCGCCGAUGGCUCCGAAUCGGACGGCGAAAGGUACAGCUUACACAAUCUCCCAACGCCGUAUCCCACGCUUGAAGGGCUACAGACAUCGUUCGAUAAGCCUCCCAUCCAGAUCUCUGGGGCUUUGCAGUUACUAAAAACGACAGAACUAGAAUCAUACGCAGGUGCCUUGGUCAUCAGCUUCAUCCCUUGGCUCUUCCAGGCUGCUGGGUACUAUGGGAAAAUCAAGACCCCGAAGGAGUUUGAAACGGUGUUUGUGUAUUGCAUUCUGAAAGGCCCUCUCAUAACUCUUCAAUUUGCAUCCAUUGAGGGAAUCUGCGGCGGUUUUGGAUUCAACAGUCAGCUGAAGUUUCCCACGGCUAAGAAUGUGAUGGAGUUUCCGUUGAUUGCCCAGGGAGCAGCGAACCCGCCUGGUGGAGGUACAAGCCCAGUUGACGCUCUGGAGUCCCUCUUGAAAACUUCGUGGUUUGUCCACCAGGAAAAGUCCUUCUGGGUUGCGGCUGGACUUACCGUCAAGGCCUUUGAGAUCCUUAGUGUGCAGGCAGUUGUCGUGGUCCAGUGGAAUCCCUACGUAGAACUGGGAAUCUUUGCUGUUGCCACGGCCAGCAUUCCUGGCGGCAGGAGCCCGCGUCAGUUUGCCUUUGUUCAGCUAGGAAUAAUUGCCAGUGUAAAUUUCGAAACGGGUAUCUUGAAGAUCGAGGGCGAACUAACCCCCUCAUCUUACAUCCUAGACCCCAGCUGCCAUUUGACAGGUGGAUUUGCCCUAUACAGUUGGUUCGAUAGCAGAGAUCCUAAUUUACGCGGUGAUUGGGUCUUCAGUAUCGGUGGAUUCCAUCCUGCGUACCAGAAGCCUCCACAGUACCCCGAGCCCUCUCGGCUAGGCAUCAGCUGGCAGUUCGGAAAGUCAAUCAGCAUUUCGGGCCAGGCAUACUUCGCCAUUACGCCAAAGGUUUGUAUGGGCGGCGGCCGAUUAGAUGUACAGUUGAGCUUGAAGCCUCUGUAUGCGUAUUUCAACGCAUUCGUCGACUUCCUCAUCAACUAUAAGCCGUUCUACUUCAUCGCCGAGGGCGGAGUGUCCGUGGGAGUGAAGUUCACGCUGGACCUGUGGCUCGUCACUAUCAAAAUUAGCGUCCAGAUCGGCGCGAGACUAUACAUCAGAGGUCCCCCCAUCCAGGGUACCGUGCAUGUGGACUUUUGGGUAUUUGGCUUCGACGUCGACUUUGGUGCCAAGUCGAUUCCUGGUCCGGCACCACUGAAGCUGCAGGACUUCAUCGACCUCGUCUCUCAAGCUGAUACACCAGGUGCGGCGGCAUUUAUCAAAGGUCCUGUAACCGAAGAAGAGAAGCCCAAGCUGCACGUGUUUUCGAUCGAGGAGGGCCUUGUGCCCAAGUACGAGAUCGAGUCGACUCCCAGCGGCGACCAUUGGGUUGUCAGCCCAGGCGGAUUUAUUUUCUCCAUCGCCUGCAAGUUCGUUGUCCAAGAAGCCGUCGUUAUCACCAAGACUUACGGCGGAGAACCCUACGAAGGAAAAACCGUGGGAAAAAACCAUACGGUGAACGCAAAGCCCAUGCAUGCCAAUGGCGUUACAUCGUCCUUAAAGGUGACUAUUCAGCCCACUGAGCUUUUUGUUAGAGACACCGACUUCCCGGAUCCAACUUGGGACGACUACGACGCGAUUUAUACAGAUGUUCCUGAGGCUUUAUGGGGUCAAUACGAUGCGCGGACCGAUCCUUCAAAAACAAGGAACCCAUCGGCCCUGCUCAAUGGGACAUCCGGCAAAACGCUCAACCACAUGACGGGUAUCCGCAUUGCCAACCCUCAGCCCAUAUGCGCGGAGGAUAAAACAAUUGCCUACGAGAUUGCCCUCUUUCAAAUUGGUAGCCUGGGACCAUUCGAACUCCCCCUCACGGAGGUUAGAGACCAAGAUUUUGAAGGUGACAACGCGGAGGACACAGAGCAAUGGGCACGUGUGAAGGCAAAGUGGGAAACACCAGGGAUCGAGGCUAAUGCAGCGCAGAGGACUGUGGACCUCUGGACGGACGUGCUCGCCUCGAAGAUGGGAUGGGACGCAGACAGAAUCAAAGCUGGAGAGGAGGAAGCAGCACUUACGGGAGCGAAGCCCGAGAGGAUUAUUAAGAAUAUCACUAAGUACUAUCUGUGGGCACCAGCCCUCAGCAAGGCGUGACGGACGGUUGCCGGAACAGUUGAUUUAGUAUAACGAGCGUAGUAUAAUCUAUUUAGCAUUUUCAGAAAUUGAGAGAAAAUUCAUGCAAUAACUUUAACC
Talaromyces proteolyticus is the source of this 4536-nucleotide messenger RNA. RefSeq lists its product as uncharacterized. The record is from RefSeq and is a predicted model, not a curated record. NCBI's taxonomy places the organism in Eukaryota, Fungi, Ascomycota, Eurotiomycetes, Eurotiales, Trichocomaceae. The coding region runs from base 193 to 4437 and encodes 1414 amino acids. The transcript has 2 exons.